UUUUCUAUAACCCUACAUACCAAAUUACCAAUAGAUGUUUGUCUAUAAAUAGUGAGGUAAGAAGACAGAUUAAUACUUAGAAGUAAGUCCGAGAGAAGAAAUGGAGAACAAUAAUUCUCAUGAUGAUCAAUAUGGUAGAAAAGUGAUGAAGGAUGUCUCUCUUCAUGAACUUAGAGAGAAACUUGUUGAAUUUUCUAGAGUUAGGGGUUGGGAUCAGUAUCACAGUCCUAGAAACCUUCUCCUAGCUCUGGUUGGAGAAGUGGGAGAACUAUCAGAGAUAUUUCAGUGGAAAGGUGAAGUUGCAAGGGGUUUACCUAACUGGACAUCAGAUGAUAAAGAACAUUUGGAGGAAGAACUUUCUGAUGUUUUACUCUAUUUGGUUCAGCUAGCUCAUGUUUGUGGACUUGAUUUAGGUCAAGCAGCACUUACUAAAAUUGUCAAAAAUGCUCAAAAAUACCCUGUUACUAAACCUACUUAAUUAAUUAAUUAUCACAAUAUUAAGCUACUGUUAUCUUAAAAUAUAGCUAUAGGUAUGUCUCAUCUCGAAAGUAAGACAAGUUAUUUAUUAUAAUGUAUCAAAAUUUUGAUUGACAUGCGAUCAA
This is a messenger RNA of Solanum pennellii, 602 nucleotides long. Its product is annotated as dCTP pyrophosphatase 1-like. Gene Ontology annotation, molecular function: nucleoside triphosphate diphosphatase activity. The coding region runs from base 101 to 478 and encodes 125 amino acids. Lineage: Eukaryota; Viridiplantae; Streptophyta; Magnoliopsida; Solanales; Solanaceae. The transcript is spliced from 2 exons. The record is from RefSeq and is a predicted model, not a curated record. Gene Ontology annotation, biological process: nucleoside triphosphate catabolic process.